Messenger RNA from Notolabrus celidotus (New Zealand spotty), 1667 nucleotides. Its product is annotated as fatty acid-binding protein, intestinal-like. Gene Ontology annotation, cellular component: nucleus; cytosol. Lineage: Eukaryota; Metazoa; Chordata; Actinopteri; Labriformes; Labridae. The coding region runs from base 289 to 687 and encodes 132 amino acids. Gene Ontology annotation, molecular function: fatty acid binding. Gene Ontology annotation, biological process: fatty acid transport. The transcript has 6 exons. The record is from RefSeq and is a predicted model, not a curated record.
AAGACAGUGUGUAAUCUGAGUUGCUAACACUGUUUGGGCCAGGGGUGCUAGUUAGGUGUCCUACGCUGUUCAUUUAAACAUCAAGAAGAUAGUAUGUGGUUAAGUGGUUUCAAGUCAUCGCAGAUAAGGAGCGUUUUCACACUUUUAAUCAGAUCAUCCCGACGAUCUGCUCCCCUGCAACAUGCAUAGUUCGGCACGGUGUUUUUCCUACCAGAAAUUCACCUCAGAUCUAAUCCCCUUAAGCUCUGCGCUCCACGGGCUGCUUUCAAACCCAGAGAGCCUGCAGACAUGGCGUUCAACGGAACCUGGAAGGUCGAUCGCAGCGAAAACUAUGACAAGUUCAUGGAGGAAAUGGGUAUUAACAUCAUGAAGCGCAAGCUAGCAGAGCAUGACAACCUGAAGAUCACCAUCGAGCAGACUGGAGACAAGUUCCAGAUCAAGGAGUCCAGCACUUUCCGCACCAAGGACAUCGACUUCUCCCUGGGCGUCCAGUUUGACUACACCUUGGCUGAUGGCACUGAAGUCUCAGGAACAUGGGUGAUGGAGGGUGAUGUCCUGAAAGGCAAAUUCACCAGGAAAGACAACAGUAAGGUCCUGACCACCACCAGAGCUCUGGUAGGAGGAGAGCUGGUGCAGACUUACAACUAUGAAGGAGUGGAUGCUAAGAGGAUUUUCAAGAAGCAGUAACCUCCAGUUAGAAGUUUGUCUUUUAUUUUUAUAUAGAUGACACAAUAUAGAUUUGAUGGUUUUUUGUUUUUUUUUUUCUAACAAGGCUAAGUCAAGUGUACUCCAAUGGGAUUCAACUUUACAUACCUCAAAAAAUGUUAAAUUCUCAAAAAAAAUGUAAAACUGUACAGUAAUUAUGUUCCAGUUAAAGCCCAAAUUAAAACUUUAAACACAAAAUCAACACGAGAGGGCGACGAGUGAAGUACAGAAAAAGUCAAAGGAGUGUAGGUGCAAGGAAUUUGCAGGAGAAACGGCAUCACCGUGCCAGUCUGUGUGCCUUAAAAGACCCUUAACAACCAGUAGCCCAGAGAUGGCAAAACACACUGAAGGUAUUUAACCAUGAGGAACUGUUCUGUUCUUUCUAAGCCCAGAUUUUUAGUUGAAAUUUAUGUUUCCAUUCAGUAAGAAAAAUGUUAAAUAUUUCAGCGGUAGCAUAUCUUUCAAGGAACAUCGCUUGUUGUCAACAGCUUAAGAGGAACUACUUUUUCAAGGCAACCUAGUUCCAGCUCAUGUUUUAAAGCAAGGUCAUAUUUUACGUGAAUAUAGCUGGUGUUGAAUCUUCAAAGCCAUUUUUUAAGUUUAAAGCAGCUGAAAUUAUUUUCUCUAAGUUUGAUUAGAAUGUAGUGACAAUAUAUAUAAAAAUGGGGCAUUAAAACACAAAAAAGUACAUCUAGAUCAAAAGAGAGACAAUUGUGGAUAAUGUAAAGAAAAUUACCCUUUUAACAUCUCCAACAGUUGAGUAAAUUUUCACUUUUUUCAUGUGCUGUUAACAGCCUCAGAACAUCAGAAUUUACCCCAACACUACUUCAUUAAGCAACACAAUAAUUACACAACAAAAGGUAAAGUAUUGUACAUUGUCUUCAGUUGUUGGUGAAAAAGUCAAUUUGCACUAAUGGUCCUUUAUUGUAGUCUGUAACAAUAAAGCAUUUUUUGUCACUUGA